CAAUUCUUGCUUUCCCACUUGUUUCUAUAUGCACCAGAGAAUUGAGGCAGGUAAAGCCAACUUCAUUAAGUGCUGGAAGUGACAUCCAAACAAUAAAGUAGCGAUCAAAAUAAUGAAAGAAGUGAGACAGCCACCUAACCAUGAGUUCAUGAUUCUCCCAUAUUUUCACAAGUUCCCUCAUCAUAAACUCGUCACGCUUCUCCCUGAUAGCUGGCAGCGCAAAGGAACUAAUGCUCUCUUCUACCGA
Molecule: messenger RNA, 247 nt
Organism: Linum tenue
Lineage: Eukaryota; Viridiplantae; Streptophyta; Magnoliopsida; Malpighiales; Linaceae
Source: the annotation of a GenBank genome assembly